Molecule: messenger RNA, 2001 nt
Organism: Brienomyrus brachyistius
Lineage: Eukaryota; Metazoa; Chordata; Actinopteri; Osteoglossiformes; Mormyridae
Exons: 2
Coding region: 475-1389 (304 amino acids)
Source: RefSeq, a predicted model, not a curated record
AGGUAACAAUGGGAAAAAAUCUGAGUAAACAAAUCAAAUUAGAGGGAGAUGAGAAGUUUAUGGAAGGAUAUAAACCAGGAUCAGGACAAAUAAGUAUAGUCAGAGAUGGAGGAAAAAACAUGGGUUUGAAGGAAAACUCCAUACUCCAGACAUAUUAAAGUUACAGGGAAACUUAAAACUGGAGAUGUUACAGACUACCAAUAAUAAAAAAGGCCAAGAUAGAAAAAAGGAAUACGUUUUCUCUGAUGCAUGGUUAGAACAGAGUAAACUAAGAGAUAAUAAGAGACAACAGAAAAAGAGAAAUAAGGAGAAAAAACUGCAGGUGGCUUUAAUCACACUAGACGAAGAAACGGCAGCAAGACCUUCUGCCCCUCCAGCUCCUCCACCGCCCCCACAAAUUCCGGUGCCUGCACCGGCGCUGGUUCCAGCCACAGAUAGACAAGAAGCAAGGGGGGGGGGGUGGAACCAUCUCGCAUGUUAACUCGAGGGUCUGAUCCCUCUCUAUAUCCUGUAAAAGAUUUGGCCACAGCUAAAGUACAAUGGCAUCCAAAAAAUAACACAGAACAAGAGGAGGUAGAAUGGCAGUGUCCCCUCGUAGAAGUGGCAAACCCAAAUCGAGGGCCAAAUAAUGCAGGACCCGAAACUAUGUUAGUAUAUAGACCCUGGACCGCUGAGGAUAGAACAGCGGCUUUAAAAGGAAUACCCCCGGUUGAAGAAGGGGUACCCGAGUUUUGGACUGCCAUCCUAGAAUUACAAAGUAGUUUUCAUUUGAACGGCAGGGAAAUGUACCGAUGCCUAAGACAGUUGUUUACCCAUAAAUGGGGACGUGUGGCAGGCGACUUCACUGGACACGGUGCCAAUAAUCAGCCCUUAGCACAUAACUCGCAGGAACUCAUACAAGCAUUACAAUACCUGCGAGAGAGGAUAGACACAGUCUUCGUGAGAUGUGCAGAUUAUGGGCGAAUAGCGCAGUGCAAACAAAAACAUGGAGAGGAACCAGAGGAUUUUAUGGAUAGGAUGCGAGUGGUGUUCAGGGGAAAUUCAGGAAUUCCUCACGACGAGGAAGACGGAGGAGUGUAUCAGCAACAAUUAAAACGAGCUUUUGUCGCAGGCCUAAAGCCUGAAUUGCGAAAAUAUCUCGACAAACAUUGGGUACAUCAGAAUACUGGCUCAGUCCAACAAGCCUUAGAAUAUGCCCAACACGCACAGAAAGCGCAGAAACAGCAAAAGACAGAUACAAUAUUCAGCGCCUCUGACGUGGUAGCGCUAGUGCAAACGAACCCUCGGGGACGCGGGGGAUUCAGAGGUAGAGGAAGAGGAAGAUUUAGAGGCCGAGGAAGAUUUAGAAAUAAACAAACAGGAGGGUUUUCACAGGAAACAGAGUGUUAGACAUGCGGGAAACCUGGACAUUUAAGCAGGGACUGCAGGUCAGGGAAGCGACCAUUUAAUCAAAACUCCACCGAAAAUGACCAAUGACCCUCCUCGGAGACCCCUGUUGCCGACACUAUCCGAGGUGAAACAGAGGUCAUUUUAAGGGAAGAAACGGAGGUUACCUUACAAGACCUCCUGGAUGAGGAAAUAGAUUUGCAAGCAGUAUGUCAGCUAUUAGCAGAAAGGCAGUGGGGAACUUUGCCAAGUCGGAAAUUAAUCAUAAAUGGCAAAGUAUACGAAUGCCUGUGUGAUACUGGAGCCUGUAGGACUGUCCUAACCUCCAUCCAUCCAUCCAUUUUCCAAACCGCUUAUCCUACUGGGUCGCGGGUGGUCCGGAGCCUAUCCCGGAAGCAAUGGGCACGAGGCUGGGAACAACCCAGGAUGGGGGGCCAGCCCAUCGCAGGGCACACUCACACACCAUUCACUCGCACAUGCACACCUAAGGGCAAUUUAGCAACUCCAAUUAGCCUCAGCAUGUUUUUGGACUGUGGGGGGAAACCGGAGUACCCGGAGGAAACCCCACGACGACAUGGGGAGAACAUGCAAACUCCACACACAUGCGACCCGGGC